Molecule: messenger RNA, 4287 nt
Organism: Hermetia illucens (black soldier fly)
Lineage: Eukaryota; Metazoa; Arthropoda; Insecta; Diptera; Stratiomyidae
Gene: ms(2)34Fe
Exons: 13
Coding region: 52-4287 (1411 amino acids)
Biological process (GO): epithelial cilium movement involved in extracellular fluid movement; axonemal central apparatus assembly
Cellular component (GO): axonemal central apparatus
Source: RefSeq, a predicted model, not a curated record
CACGAUACAUUGUGGAAGCCAAUCAAUUUUUUUCGAAACGAUUAAAUAGAAAUGCCACCAAAGGCCAAAAAGUCGGAAACAACGAGGGGGUCGAAAAAGAAAAAGAGCACUGAGAGCCUCGAAGAGGAAAGAAAAUCAACCUCCAAUGCAACCCGAAGGACAAAGGACAACUACAGUGUUUUCGUUUUGAACAUCCAAACCGACGGCAUCCAAUCAAUCUUGAAGGAAUUCAUCGCCAAAGCAAAAAGUCACAAACGUCUGGCUGUGGUUCCUAUUGUCUUGAGCGAGGUUGAAGAAGAAAUUUCAUUAGAGAAAGGGAACACAAAAACCCCUGAAAAAUCUGUGGUAGAGGAAGAUGAGAUCACUGUAAGUAAGGCAUCAACUUAUCAUGCAAGUCCCGAAGAGAUUUUCGCCAAAACAGAAGCAAAAAUAGCUAAAUGCAUUGAAGACCACGAUAUCCUUCUGGCUCAAUUGGACUCCAUAACACAAUUAGAUUUACUUGAUUACUGGCGGAAAGAGGUGCAGACUUUAUUGAAACCCGCAAAAGCUGAAAAGGGCGGGAAAGGUGGCAAAGGUGAUAAAACUGCGAAAGGUGAUAAAACUGAUAAAAGUACAAAAGAUACAACUAAAGCAAAGGGCAAGGGAGGAAAAGACGCAAAAGGGAAAGAUAAGAAAGAGGAUGAUGCCAAGAAAUCUGAAUUCGGAGAUGAAAUUUGCCAGCUUGGAACGAUGCCAACUGUUGAAUUUAUUAGCAAACCUUUCUCGCAAUUCAACGCUGCUAACAGGGAUAGCAGAGCUUUGCAGAAAUUCAUUACAGAUCAUCCUGAAAGUGGACCAAUGCUCUAUAUACUCCUCAUUGGUUCGGUUUCUUCGGAAUUUUGCCUUCAACUCCUCAAAGAAAAAUAUCCGCUAGAUGCAUGCAUUACCAUAUGCCCAAAUGGCUACAAAGGUGGCACAUUUGAAUCGCUUAGCGAUAUCCUCGCUCAUCACGACGAAACUAAAUCGAUGAAUCUAUGCAGCUAUGUUUUCCCAAAUCUAUCCAAAUGUGAGGCAGCAGAAAGAAGGGAAGAAAUUUAUAAAGAAAUUUGUUGGAUGUUGUAUGACGUGGAAACAUUGAAGCGUCAGUAUGCGAACUACCUUGCAAACACAAAAGAAAUUGAUGUAGGCAUGAAGGAUGAAGAUUGCAAAGUAGCCAUGAACUUCGAAUACGUUGAAGCUAUGCCAGAGAAACUUGCUGACUCCCUUGUUAUCCCCCUAUUUUUAGAUAGUCUUCUUGACAGUGUUGCACAGUCUAUGAAUGGCUUUGACACGGAAUCACCUCAAAAAGCCAACACCAACUCCGUUCCUCAACUUCCUUACAUUGACUUGUAUGGGAAAAAAGCAGUAGAAUUCAAAAACGAAAUCAUGAGAAACAUUGCUGGCAGCGAUGGUAUUAACCAGUUCCUCUAUUUCAAGUGCAUGCAGCAAAUUCACAAGUGCAGUUUUCCAAGUAGAAUUUGGACUGACAUCAACUGCUUGCGUCGAACAUCCUGUAACCAUUCUACAACUACUACAAGCAAAUGGGGAUCAAUAUCGACUCUACCUCAAAAUCAUGACAUUGCCUAUGUCGAGCUUCUGACAAAAGAUGCUAUCGCUCAGCGUUUGGACAACGUCGUGAGAAUGUACGACUAUAACUUGGCGGAGUACUCCAUGCAAAGGGACGAAAUCGACAUAUGUUUUUUUAAUUCGUCCGAACAAUACCAGGAGACAACGGACUCCUCAUAUAUACCGACAAAGGUUUGCUUUCGUGACUUCUGCAAGUACGUAGCUGAGGAAAUCAAGGAAUGGCUAGACGAGCAAGAAGUUCUCUACGAGAGGCAACUAAUGCAAAUUAAACUGCAAAGACGGUCAAGAAAUAUACAAUUUGAGGAAAUCAGUGACCACGACUUCUUCUUCGAGCCGUCGUUGAAGAAAACAAAAGGACUAAGUCAAGAAAAGAAAUCAAAAGAAACAGUAGAGCCAGCGGAAAUAACUUCUCAGUCACUUCCCAGCGACAUCCUCUCUGACGCUGUUUUGAAGGAUAAAGCAUCACAGAAAUCGAAAAUUAAAACACCCUUCUUUGUCUACAACAUUGGUGACACCCGUCAACAAAUCUUUUCAACUCGUGCAACAUUCCGGACAACGGGAGGGACGGUCCAACUAGUAGAAGAUAAAGACGCAUUCGGCCACAUCCUGCUAACUGUUGACCUGGACUACUUUGGCAACCAUUUCCUUUGCAGCCAUACCUAUCCAACACCCAACGAAACACCUUUCAUGAGAAUCCUUUGCAGCAAUUCCUCCGAGAUCAACAUUCAGCAGGUUUCGUCAGAAAUGAAAUCAAGUCCCAGCUUGGGUGAAAUGUCCCAGAUAUCAACUACAGAGGAUGGGAGGGAUUCGGCUCAUUUUGAACUCAGAAUUGGCUGGCCCACGGGAUUAGAGAUCAAAACUAUUCAUGAUUUGGAAACAGGUUCUAUCGUUGCUAUCGAGCAAACACUUAAUGAUAAGACAAAUUCGGAAUCGAAACGGGUAUUUUACUCCAAUGGAACUGUUGCCGUUUAUUCUAGUGAUGGCUUCGUGGACAUUCUGACUUCCAAUGGAACUAUAUAUGAAGCGAUGCAAGUCAACAAUUCUAGUUUAGAUGCCUUUACAACUUAUAGUGGUGAUGAGGGGCUUGAAAUUGAUCUGAAGCAACACAUGUUCGAAAAGGAGCGGUUUGAACAGUUCAAAUUUGAUAUUGUCAGAGACAAAUGCAAAAUUACUACCCCGGAUGGUUACGUAUUUGAGACUUUUCCCGGGAAUAUGGUACGGGAAAACCGAAGGCUUCAUCUGACCGAAUGGUGUGACUAUGCCCUUGGGGAAUGGUACAGUAAGCUUGAAGGCGGUAUUAAGUCACGAUGGGUCGAUAAUAAGUACGAAGUCUACUAUCAGGAUGGAACUCUAAUAACGAGUUUCCUUUAUGAAGAACCAUUAAAAGAACAAUAUUUUUAUGACGAAUCCGAGUCCAUUGACAUUCUUGAACUUCACGAGGAAUCGGAUGCUAACCAAAGUGCAACUGUAAUCGCUGGCAACGUUCUGGAUAAAAUCCUAGGCGACGUGGCAGAGGAGCACUUCACAACCUUCACUCGCACAUAUAAAAUGCAGCAUGAAAAAUAUGCCUUCGUUGAAUUCGAAAAGGAUCAAGCGAAAAUCUCCUGCCCCGAUGACAUCAACAUCAUCAUACGGAGUAAUGAACUUCAAAUAAAUAUUAAAAAGGAAUUCUUUGUGAACUGCGCUCCUGGAAAGUGCAGCGUUCGCGGAUGCAAGUAUCCGGAUCAGCAGAACUCCGUCGAGGCGGCUUUUGAAUUCGACUCCGAAGUCGAACCAUUUUUGAAUAUUACUUCAGGAGUUGACGCCGAGCUGAAGGUUAAUCAAAAUGGGAAGCGCCAGUAUCUCUUCAAGUCAACCAGUUGUCGACCGAAGUUUCUGAGCUCCCAAGAAAAACGAAUAGUCCUAGAUCACCAUUUUGAAGGAUAUGAAACGCACAACAGAUUGGAAGUAGAUCAUCUAAUGGAUUGUUUACAUAAAUCAAACUGCAUCGUAAAAUCUACAGACGAAAAUGUUACAAUCCUUCAGCCUAUAACCUCAUACAAGGACCACUUCAAAAUGCCUAUCCCCAAUUUAGAUAAAUUUAUGGAAAAAUUCGUUCACAAGGGACAGCCAUGUGAUGUAAUCCGGACUCAAGGUUUUGAUCCGACGAGCCUGAUGCCGAAUCUGAUGACCCUUCGAACCUUCCUUAUGGCUACCCAAUAUUUUCGUCUGAAACAUCCAUCAACUGCCGAAAUCUUCUCCAGGAAAGCUACAUCUCUCGAUGAUGUCUACUACAGUCAGGAUUUCGGUGAAAAUGUGUGGAGAAUUUUAAACCAAGAAGCUCUCAGGACGAUUGAUGAGUUUCUUCAGAAGAUGAAACCCAAAGGAGUGCUUCCAGAAGCCGCCAUUCGAUUGUCAACUCUCUCAGAUCUAUUUGAUGACUCCCAUUAUCGGAAAACAAAAGCAGCACGCAAGCAAAUAUACCAUCAAAUACUUCGGCACAACUUUUGCCCAAAAUACUACGAAUUUAAGGAAGCCAAUUGUCAGGUGAAAAAUAUGGACGUGUUCAAAUACAAGGAAAUUUUGGAUAAACUCGAUGGGGCACGUCCCGCCCACUCCGAUGUGUUGAUCCAGAAACAACAAGAGGAAAAGAAGGAAGAUAUAACGCUUCGUCAUUCACCAUGCUUUCGUUGUCCGAUAUAG